AUGAGCUGACUAUAAGUUUAUUGGCCAGUUAUAUGGAGCCAGAAUCCUUAAAGUUACUAUACAUUCAUGGAAAUGGAGACAUUUUGGUAGAUUAUAAGCAGCGUCUCUUACAUUUAUUCUAUGCGCUACCUAGUUUUCUUCGACACAGAAUAGCUGAAUGGCGUGCACAAGCUGUUGAAAAUGACUAUCCAGCCACAGCGGUUGUUCUGCGAGGUUUAGGCUGCAGCCAAAGUCGUAAAACAUUAAUCAGAAAAAUUAAUGAUUACAAGCGCGAAUUUUUCUCACGUUGGAAUGACAUCAAACUAGAUGUAUUAGUAUGCCCAACUUCACCAAUACCUGCUCCAUGGGAUGAUAGUCCAUCGUAUGUAACUAAUUGUGUAUUGCCGUUUACAUGUUUAUACAAUUUGCUUGGUUGUCCAGCUGGUACUUUAUCUGUGGGACGCGUUGAAAAGUGUGAUUUGCAAGCAUGUGACAAUAUCUCCAAUGAUCAUUUCAAAGUUUCUCCGCAUAAUAUGAUGUUCUCUGAACAGCAUAAAGGUUCGGAAGGUUUGCCGAUUGGUGUACAAGUUAUCGCAAAACCAUGGAAUGAUGAAUUAGCACUUGGGCUACUCUCCAGAUUACAAUCAAUUCUAACUUGAUUACUUUUAUCUAUUGUCACUUUGCAGCUCACCAGUUAGUUCAACUUUUGCUCAAUUAUGUUUGCACAAAUAUUCAUACUUUAUUAGUGAUUUAUGAUUCCUUUUACAGUAAAAUAUCUCUCUAUUUUCAAAAGAUCUUCUCAGUCAAUGUGAUGUAAAAUUAUAGUUUUAUUAGUGAAUUAUUCACAGCCAUGUUAUUGGUUAUAUUCUUGUUUACAUUCUGACAAUUUUCAAGUCUUCUCAAAAAUCAAAGUUUAUGUAGUCUAUACAUUUUGUAUGUUUUUAAUGGGUGGACCAAGUGCUUAUUUUGUAAACCAUGUUCUUGUGGUUCUGCUAAAUGUAUCAAUAUUUUCAUGUAUAUAUUUGUUUUAGCAAAAUAUAAUUCGCUUGUGUGCAUACUAAAUUGAAAAUAAUCAGGUGACAGUUUUAAUUUAUUUCACAACGUUUUAUUAAAG
Messenger RNA from Schistosoma turkestanicum, 1093 nucleotides. Lineage: Eukaryota; Metazoa; Platyhelminthes; Trematoda; Strigeidida; Schistosomatidae. The record is from the annotation of a GenBank genome assembly.